AUGGGGAAGAAUAAGAAAAAGGGAAACAAGAAGUCGAACGCUGCUUCCAAAGAGGAUGCGAUUCCAAAAGAUGACGGAGCCAGUAAGCAAGUAGAACAAGAAGAAAAAGAAGAAGUGAUGGAUUCUAUCUCAGCGGGGAGUGAGGGGACUGUACAAGAAAAUGAAGUUUCUUCUCCUGUGGUGGCUGCACCACAGGAAGGCACCAAUGCCAAUGAUACAAUUGAUACUGAAGUUACUGAUUUACGAAAACAGAUUGCGCAAUUACAAGCUGAAUUGGACAGGGCAAAGAGUGAAAAAACAGUCACAGAGAGUGAUACCAACCGUGAUUCAAGUGAAGUAGCUAGCUUGAAAGAAGAGAGGGAUGAAAUCAAGUCUCAGUACGAUACUCUAUUAAGUAGAUUGUCCUCGAUGAAAACUGUUUUCAAUAAGAUGAAAGAGGCACAGCAAGAAUUGGAAAUAACAAAAGAAAGUUUAAAAGAGUAUGAAUCUCAAAACUUGAAGCUUAAAAAUAAGUUAUCUAACGCUACAAAAGAUCAAACAGAGUUAACCACCACUGUGACAACGUUACAUAAAGAAAUUGAAAAUUUAGAGAGAGACUGUGAGAAUAUGACGUCAAAAUGCCAUCAGUACGAAAGGCAAAUUGAUGAAAUGCAAUCACGUUUACAAGCUGGUGACAAAAAUCAUAUGACGCUCCUUGAAACACUUCGUAAAGAUAAUGACAUGUUAUCAGCCAAAAUUCAAGACUUAACUAUUGUUCUUGACACGAGUAAGCAAAAUAAUGCUGAUCUUAUCGAAGAAAAAGAAGAAUCACAACAAACCAUAAUCACUUUGGAAAAGCACAUACAAACCUUGGAAGAGAAAAUAAAAUCUCUUGAAACACAAGUGGAAGAACAAAGCAAAAUUGAUCAAAGAGAAUUAAAUGAAAAAGAACUCGAACUGAAAUCCUUAAGAACUCAGUUAGAUACAACUAUCGAAAAGGAGGCAAAAUAUAAUGAAGAAAUUGAUAGUUUGAAAAAGCAGGUUGAAUCAUUAAAGGAAGAAAUGCAAGUAAAGGAUAGAUUAGAAGGAGAGACAAAAGAACAAGCCAUUCAAAUAGGAAAAUUGAGACACGAGGCUAUCAUUCUCAAUGAACAUCUAAAGAAGGCCCUAGGUAUGUUGAAACAAUCAAGUGACUCCGAAUCCAUUGAUAAAGAAUUGAUUUCCAAUCUAUUAAUCUCAUUUGUGUCCAUUCCAAGGGCAGACCCUAAAAAAUUUGAAGUUCUCGAGCUUCUUUCCAGUUUUUUGAAUUGGGAUGAAGAUAAGAAGCAACAAGCUGGUUUGAUAAAUAACUUAGAGAGAAGUUCAACAACCAGAAGUGUCUCAAGGACUCAAAGUUUUGUUUCGAUGUGGACAGACUUUUUAGAAAAGGAAAGUGAGAAAUAA
Molecule: messenger RNA, 1422 nt
Organism: Kazachstania africana CBS 2517
Lineage: Eukaryota; Fungi; Ascomycota; Saccharomycetes; Saccharomycetales; Saccharomycetaceae
Gene: RUD3
Product: Rud3p
Exons: 1
Coding region: 1-1422 (473 amino acids)
Biological process (GO): Golgi organization; endoplasmic reticulum to Golgi vesicle-mediated transport
Cellular component (GO): Golgi apparatus
Molecular function (GO): small GTPase binding
Source: RefSeq, a predicted model, not a curated record